AUGCCUUCCCCCACCGAACCCCUCGCCACCCACAUCUUCACGGCCGAUCCGUCUGCUCACUCGUUCGAGGGCAAGAUCUAUGUCUAUCCUUCGCACGACCGCGAGACCGACAUUGCCGACAACGACAAUGGCGACCAGUACGACAUGGUGGACUACCACGUUUUUAGCAUGGACACCAUCGACGGCCCCGUGACCGACCACGGUGUCUCUUUACGUGGGGCCGACGUACCUUGGGUGUCCAAGCAGGUCUGGGCACCAGAUGCGGCUUGCAAGAACGGAAAGUACUUUUUCUACUUCCCCGCUAGGGACAAGGAGGGCAUCUUCCGGAUCGGUGUCGCCGAGAGCGACCGCCCGGAAGGUCCUUUCAAGCCGGACGAGUCCUACAUCCCCGGGUCAUACUCUAUCGACCCGGCCUCGUACGUCGACGAGGACACCAACGACGCUUACCUCUACUUCGGCGGAAUCUGGGGCGGUCAGUUGCAAUGCUGGCAACAGAAGGGCGUAUUCGACGCUUCCCUCAGCGGGCCACACGAACCCUCCGGCAAGAUCCCUGCGCUCAUGCCGCGAGUAGCCAAGCUUAGCGAGGACAUGCACACGUUCGUGGAAGAGCCUAGGGAGCUCGUCAUCCUCGCCCCUGAAACUGGCGAACCCCUGAUUGCCGACGAUCACGACCGUCGGUUCUUCGAGGCCGCCUGGAUGCACAAGUACAACGGCAAAUACUAUUUCUCCUACUCGACCGGAGACACCCACUACCUCGUCUAUGCUACGGGUGAUUCGCCUUACGGACCCUUUACGUACCAGGGUCGAAUCCUCGAGCCCGUCGAGGGGUGGACGACACAUCACUCGAUCGUCCAGCACAAGGGCAAGUGGUACCUGUUCUAUCACGACACGAGUUUGUCGCACAAGAACCACUUGCGAUGCGUCAAGGCGAGAGAGAUCUUUUACGACAAGGAGGGCAAGAUCCAGCUGGAACCUACGAGCGAGUAG
Messenger RNA from Filobasidium floriforme, 987 nucleotides. RefSeq names its product xylosidase. Gene Ontology annotation, biological process: carbohydrate metabolic process. The transcript has a single exon. Bases 1 to 987 code for a protein of 328 amino acids. The record is from RefSeq and is a predicted model, not a curated record. NCBI's taxonomy places the organism in Eukaryota, Fungi, Basidiomycota, Tremellomycetes, Filobasidiales, Filobasidiaceae. Gene Ontology annotation, molecular function: hydrolase activity, hydrolyzing O-glycosyl compounds.